Messenger RNA from Benincasa hispida (wax gourd), 6392 nucleotides. RefSeq names its product transducin family protein / WD-40 repeat family protein (gene SETH5). Gene Ontology annotation, molecular function: protein binding. Gene Ontology annotation, cellular component: late endosome; HOPS complex. Gene Ontology annotation, biological process: endosomal vesicle fusion; protein targeting to vacuole. The record is from RefSeq and is a predicted model, not a curated record. Lineage: Eukaryota; Viridiplantae; Streptophyta; Magnoliopsida; Cucurbitales; Cucurbitaceae.
GCCUAUUAAUGUGUCAGUAUUUGCAGAAGAGAAAAAGGUUCACUAUUUUGGUGCCGCCUCAGUCCUCACAGCGGAACGAGCUGGCUUCAAGAUCGAGAAUGACAAAGGAACUGACUGACAACGAAACGCUUCCUCUAAUGGAGCUGGACUUGAAUGCCUUCAUUCACGCACACCUCUCCAGCGGCGACGGCGACGACGGCGACGACGACGAUGACCUAUCAUUCCCUCACCGUAGCAUCGACGAGAUUCUAAACGAAUCCAGUUCUUCCACCUCAUCCCCUCCCCAUUCUCCCCCUUCCCGCGGCCUUCGCAACAACGCCGCCGGGGACGGCGGGGUCUCCACGUCUCCUUCUAUAUCACCGUUCAAGUCUCCGUUCGAGGAAACAAUAAAGGAUCCUGAAACUCCAAGAAGCAACCAAUGGAACGAGAAGUCAGUUCAAUUGAAACCAGGUGCGGUCUCUCAUGCCAAGGUCGGUGAAUUAACGGACGACCCGUUUCGAAGGGGAUCUCGUCCAUUGCCAUCGUUGUUUGGAGGGGUUAGAUCGAAUGCGAAACCUGGGGCGGCGCUUGCCGCAGCUGCCGCGGCUUCUCGGUCCACGCCAGCCCCGCACGCUGCAGCAAUCAAGUCGAGGAGGGCAGGAUAUGGGAACAUGGUUCUCGACGAUGACGAGUUGGUUUCCUCUUCUGCUGUCGAGUCAGAGUUUUUCUCUGAUAGUUUAUAUCAUACUAACAUUCAUUCAGAGGACUCUGGCGAAAAGUCAAUUUCAAUGGUCGACAGGAUUGCUGAUUAUCAGGUUGCAUCUAUGAACGUCGGCGGUGAAUUGUGGGAAAGGGACAACAUCGGAGACGGUGUCCCAUAUAAUGACGAGUUUCUUAUAACUAGAGAUAUGGAAUGCGAAGCAGAACCGAGUUCUGUGGAUGAUGUGGAUUUCAACGAGAGCGCUACAACUCUACCGCGAGUGGGAGCCAACAAUAGAAGCCUGUCUGGUCCUGUUCAGAAAAAUGUUUGUUCGAUGGAGACACAUCCAACAGCAUUGGAUGUCGAUGAAUCAAAUGAAGGGGCUAUUCCGUGGUCUAUCGAACCUGACGAUGAGGGAAGUUCUGUGGGCUACGGGAGCCUGGAGUUGGAAACUCAAGAUUUCGAGAAAUGUCUUCAACCGUCAAAAGAUACGGAGGUGGAUCUUGCCAUUGAGGAUCCCAGUGAAGUGGACGAUAUCAUUGAAUUGGGGGAAACAACCGAGCAGUUGGACAACUUUCAAAUUGGUGAACGUCCAGAAAGGAUGCCCCUGUCCUCGACCAAUCCACUUGAAUUGGCCGAAGAAAUUGAAAAGAAGCAGGCUUUCACUGCACUGCAUUGGGAAGAAGGCGUUGCUGCCCAACCAAUGAGGCUUGAAGGUAUUAAGGGAGGCACAACAACAUUGGGGUACUUCGACAUUCAAGCCGACAAUAGUAUUUCAAGAACCAUUUCAUCACAUUCAUUCAAGCGUGAACAUGGUUUUUCCCAAGUCUUGGCUGUUCAUGCGAAUUAUAUUGCAGUUGGAAUGUCAAAAGGAAAUAUUGUUGUGGUGGCUAGUAAAUCCUCAGCUCAAAAUGGCGACAACAUGGAUGCGAAGAUGUUACUGCUUGGAUCACAAGGAGAUAAAUCAACUGCACCAGUAACAUCUCUAUGCUUUAAUCAGCAAGGGGACCUGCUUCUAGCUGGUUACAGUGAUGGUCAUAUUACAGUCUGGGAUGUGUUGAGGGCAUCAGCAGCGAAGGUUAUUUCCGGAGAACACACAUCACCAGUUGUUCAUUCAUUGUUCCUUGGGCAGGAGGCUCAGGUUACUCGACAAUUUAAAGCAGUUACCGGUGAUAGCAAGGGUCUGGUUUUGUUACAUACGUUCUCAGUGGUUCCUUUGCUAAAUAGAUUCUCCAAUAAAACUCAGUGUCUUCUUGAUGGGCAAAAAACGGGGACUGUUCUAUCAGCUUCAGCACUUCUUUUGAAUGAAUUCUGUGGAAGUUCUUUGCCACCAACUCUUUCAAAUGCCGCAGUUUCAACCAGCAGUAUUGGGAGCAUGAUGGGGGGUGUUGUUGGAGGAGAUUCAGGCUGGAAACUCUUCAAUGAAGGAUCAUCUUUUGUCGAAGAAGGAGUUGUCGUAUUUGCUACCCAUCAAACUGCUCUGGUGGUUAGGUUGAGUCCCACUGUGGAAGUGUAUGCUCAGCUCUCUAAGCCAGAUGGGAUUCGGGAAGGUUCUAUGCCUUACACUGCUUGGAAGUGCUCACAGUCUUUUGAAACUUCACCUUCUGAAGCAGUAGAAAGGGUUUCGUUGCUUGCAAUUGCCUGGGAUAAAAUGGUUCAGGUAGCAAAGUUGGUGAAAACAGAGCUUAAAGUAUGUGGCAAGUGGUCCCUUGAGAGUGCAGCCAUAGGUGUUGUCUGGUUAAACGACCAGGUUCUUGUCAUUCUCACAGUAACAGGACAACUCUUCUUAUUUGAGAAGGAUGGAACUAUGAUUCACCAGACAAGUAUAUUUGUAGAUGGCUUUGAUAAGGAAGAUUUCAUUGCAUAUCACACCCACUUUGUUAAUGUUUUGGGCAACCCUGAGAAGGCGUAUCACAAUUGUGUGGCUGUUAGAGGAGCUUCUAUAUAUGUAUUGGGACCUAUGCAUCUUGUUAUUUCCCGUCUCCUUCCAUGGAAGGAGCGGGUUCAGGUUCUAAGGAAAGCAGGGGACUGGAUGAGUGCCCUUAGCAUGGCAAUAACCAUUUAUGACGGCCAUGCUCAUGGUGUUAUUGAUCUCCCUAGGUCGUUGGAAUCUUUGCAGGAGUUGGUAAUGCCCUUUCUGAUCGAGUUGCUGUUAUCAUAUGUGGACGAAGUGUUUUCAUAUAUAUCAGUGGCCUUCUGUAACCAAAUUGAAAAGAAUGAAAAAUUGGAUGAUGUGAUGAGUGAAAGCCAUUAUGCACAUUCUGAAAUAAAAGAGCAAUACAAUCGUGUUGGUGGAGUUGCAGUGGAGUUUUGUGUCCACAUCACUAGGACUGAUAUUCUCUUUGAUGAAAUUUUCUCCAAAUUUGUGGGUGUUCAACAGAGAGAUACAUUUUUGGAGCUUCUAGAACCAUAUAUUUUAAAGGACAUGCUUGGAUCGCUGCCUCCGGAGAUUAUGCAAGCUUUGGUAGAGCAUUAUAGCCACAAAGGAUGGUUGCAGCGUGUAGAACAGUGUGUGCUUCACAUGGAUAUUUCUUCCUUAGAUUUUAAUCAGGUUGUUAGGUUAUGCCGGGAUCAUGGAUUGUAUAGUGCAUUGGUAUAUCUUUUCAACAAAGGAUUAGAUGAUUUUAGGACACCUUUAGAGGAGCUGUUGGCAGUGCUACGAACCAGUAAGAGCAAACGUGCUUCCUCCCUUGGGUAUAAGACACUUGUUUAUUUGAAGUAUUGUUUUUCAGGACUUGCUUUUCCACCAGGCCAAGGAACUCUUGCUCAUUCACGCGUGCAAUCUCUUAGAGAUGAACUGCUACAGUUUUUGUUGGAGAAUUCUGAUCCAGUGGAUACAAGAUCAAUUUCAAAUAAAUCAUCUGAAGUUGGAUAUUUAAAUUUGUAUCAUCUCUUAGAGUUAGAUACUGGAGCCACUUUAGAUGUUUUGAGAUGUGCUUUUGUUGAAGACGAAGUCCUCAAGACCAAUUCUUCUCCAGAUGGUUCAGUUGAUGCACGUAUGCAGCUACGAGAAGAAAAGAACUCAAUUUCUGGAAGAAAGAACUUUCUAAUUCAAAAUGUAGUGGAUGGUCUUAUUCAUGUUCUCGAUAAGGCUAUCUGUGAAACAGAUGGGUCCCAAGCUGGCGAUAAUAUCACAUUGGUUAACAACUGGCCUUCAAAGAAGGACUUAAUUCAUUUGUUCGACUUUGUUGCCACUUACGUUGCGUGUGGAAAGGCUACUGCCUCUAAAGAUGUGGUUGGUCAGAUUUUGGAACACCUGAUAUCCAAAAGCGAUAUUGCAGAAACGACGUCUGAUUGUCUGCCUCAUGUUACUGCAAAUAGUGUACAUUCAAGAAAAAGGGAAAAACAAGUACUUUCCCUAUUAGAGGUGGUUCCAGAGACCCACUGGAAUCCGUCUUCUGUGUUGAGGAUGUGUGAGAAAGCACAAUUUUUCCAGGUUUGUGGCCUAAUUCAUAGCAUCAGACGUCAGUAUUCAUCAGCUUUGGAUGGCUACAUGAAAGAUUUAGACGAACCCAUUCAUGCCUUUGUCUUUAUCAACAGAGCAUUACUGGAGCUCAGCAAUUCUGAACGAACUGAAUUUCGGGCAGUGGUCAUUUCUCAAAUUCCAGAGCUUUUUAACUUAAACAGAGAGGCAACAUUCUUCUUGGUCAUCGAUCAUUUCAACAAUGAGGUUUCAGACAUCCUCUCGCAGCUUCAUAAUCAUCCAAGAAGUCUAUUUCUGUACUUGAAAACUCUCAUUGAGGUUCACCUAUCUGGAAGCCUGGACUUUUCUUGCUUAAAGAAAGAUGGUAAUUUUGGGGUCAACUAUUCAACUAAAGGACUGGAUGAUUACUUGCAAAAGCUCUCCGAUUUCCCUAAAUAUCUGUCUAACAAUCCUGUUGAUGUGACUGAUGAUAUAAUUGAGCUUUAUGUGAAGCUACUUUGUCAGUAUGAACGUGAAUCAGUUCUCAAGUUUUUGGAGACUUUUGAUAGCUACCAUGUGGAGCAUUGUUUGCGCCUCUGCCAACAAUAUGAGGUUAUUGAUGCUGCAGCAUUCUUGUUGGAGAGGGUUGGUGAUGUUGGUAGUGCUCUUUUCUUAACACUUUCUAGCCUUGACAAAAAAUUUCAUGACCUAGAGGCUGCGGUGGGAGGUAUUGUUACAAAUGGUGCUUCAAGUGGUUCUAAUGAUUCACAACAUUUCAGCUCUGUUUUGAAAUUGCAAGAGGUGAAAGCUGUAGAGGUUUUGUUGCAUGCUUGUAUUGGACUGUGCCAGCGAAAUACUCCCCGUUUGAACUCCGAGGAGUCUGAGACACUUUGGUUCAAAUUACUUGACUCGUUUUGUGAGCCUUUAAUUGAUUCUUAUAAUUAUAGAACUGCUUCUUUUGAAGAAAAUCAAGUUCAAUUCUUGAACGAGUCAUCAGCUUCACAAAAGGCUAAAGAGGCACACAUAGUUACAUGGAGAAUUUUGAAGUCUAAUGAAGCUGCCCAUAUAUUGAGGAGAUUAUUCUCUCAAUUUAUCAGAGAGAUAGUUGAGGGGAUGACGGGAUAUGUUCAUCUUCCAACUAUCAUGUCCCGACUUCUAUAUGACAACGGAAGUCAAGAAUUUGGCGAUUUUAAACUUACCAUACUUGGGAUGCUUGGGACUUUUGGCUUUGAAAGAAGAAUCCUGGAUACUGCCAAAACUUUGAUAGAGGAUGACACAUUCUAUACCAUGAGUUUAUUGAAGAAGGGGGCGUCUCACGGAUAUGCUCCCCAGAGUGUUGUCUGUUGCAUAUGCAAUCGUCUUCUUAUCAAAAGCUCAUCAAGUUACAGAGUACGAGUUUUUAACUGUGGUCAUGCAACUCAUCUUCAAUGUGAAGAUCCUGACAAUGAGGCAUCGGGCGGUGACUUCAUAUGCCCAAUUUGUGUCCAUAGCAAUCAAUCUCAACGGUCUAGAAGCAAAGCACCGAGCGAGUAUGGUCUAGUGAAUAAAUUCUCAUCAAGAACUCAAUCAUCAUCGGGAGCUUCUGUUUCAUAUCCACAAGAAACAGAUUUAUUGGAGCUCCCAUAUACUCUUCAGCAAAUACCACGGUUUGAGAUACUGACUAACUUACAGAAAAACCAAAGAGUAAUCGACAUAGAAAAUGUGCCUCAACUGAGGCUUGCACCACCAACCGUCUACCAUGACAAGGUCACAAAAGGAUAUCAUCUCUUAGUAGGAGAAAGCAGCAGUGGAAAAGAAAAAGUAGAAAGACUAAAUAAGAGCAGGCAACUCACGGAGGUUAAAGUAAAGAGACCGUCCUCCCUACGAUUCCCUUUAAAAGCAAGUCUAUUCGGAAAAGAGAAGACGACCAAUUCUUGACAGAGUAUGGAGCAACUAUUUAGUUAUAAACCCAUGUGAGAUAGAGGUGUUUUUUAUUAGCUAUAACACGGCCCUCUCCCUCUCAAAUUUCAGAAGGGAAGAAUGACACUUUGUAGCUGUAAAUACAAAUACGAAGGUAGGUAGUUAACCUAUUUGUUAGAGUAAAUGGUAUGAGCUAUCAAUUGAAUUCAGCCAGCAUACCGAUACAGAGAUACGUCCACAAAGGGCGCAACCCAGUUCAAUUCCCAACCGACUAUAUAAUUGAGUGUUUAGAAGAUGAAACUGAUGUUCCUGUUGUUUUGAUCAAGUUCCUUCUAUUUUGGUCUCUAGAAUAUGGUUGUAAACAAUGUUGAUUAUGAUUCUAGUUAUCGUUGACAAGUUUUGGAACUGAAA